Molecule: messenger RNA, 2330 nt
Organism: Linum trigynum
Lineage: Eukaryota; Viridiplantae; Streptophyta; Magnoliopsida; Malpighiales; Linaceae
Source: the annotation of a GenBank genome assembly
CACUCCUACCAUAAAAAAUAUCCGCACCACCCAGACUAAUAUUCGUUUCUCCCAUAAUAAAUAUCCUCACCAACCCUAACUAAUAUCCAUCGAUUACAAAAUAAUAUCCUGCUACACAGCCAAAAUAUCCACACAUCGCCAACUAAUAUCCUCCGAUCACAUAAUAAUAUUUUAUCACCACAGACAAAAAUCGACUACUCUAAUCACAUAAUAAUAUUUUAUCACCUAAACCCUAACACUAACACCCUAAUCACUUUACCAAAAAAGCCCUAUUAGAAUAUCCAAAAGUCCAAGAAAAUUUCGAAAACAUGAACUAAUAUCAUUCAAUCCUAAACUAGACCCUAAACUCUUAACAUUAAACCGUAACACAAACCCUAAAUCAUAAAACUAUUAUUAUUUAAUGGGCCUUCAGCCCAUGGGCCCUCGGCGGGCAGCCCUAACUAAGGUUGCAAGCCUUACAUGUUAGGACUUCCUAGUGUGUUUAAUUUCCUAGUGUGUUUAAUUUUAUGUAAGAAACAAUAUUCCAAUCCUUCACAAAUUGAAAACCGAACCAUAAACCCUAAAACUUAAACUCUAAAUUGGUGUAAUCAGUUUUGGGUGGUUGGGUUAUUUUGGAGUUUGGUAAAUAUUAAUUUAAUGAUGGAUAUUGGUUUGCGAAGGAAGAAUACUAGUUCAUUUCAACAAUGAUGCAAAGUAAUAUCAACACAACACAUAAUAAUAUCGACUGAAAACAAAUAAAUAUCCACACAAACAAACAUACAUAUAUAUCACAUGGGGCCCAAAAAUUUCGUUCUCUUUCCACUCCAACCCAAAAUCCCGCCCAAACUGAAGCCGGGCCCACCACGCCACUUGCUCGGCUCGCCUUCUGGCCGCACGCUGGGCCGGCUUCUACACGGAAGCCCAUCUCCAGCUCAUUUAAGUGAGCCACCACCCAGCCGCCACUCUCCUCUGUUGGAUGAAGCCCAAGCAAACGUGGCUCAAAAUCUGACCCUGUCAGUAUCUCCUAACAAAAUGGCCUGUUAGGAGACUAACUUUUUUGCCUGGGCCGAGGGUGUGGAGUGAAUACGUGACCCACCCACUAGUCCACCCAAAUACCACGGUUUGGCUCAUUUUGCGGGUGGAUCGAAUGAAAUCCACGGAUCAUCCGCUCACAUGCCCAUCCUACUAUACACUAGACACUAGUAGAGUGCUGCUGCAAUGAACAUUAUCCGCCGUCUUGUCUGAUUUAAACUAGCCAAUAAAUAAAUGAAGAAUACCAAAGAGGAGGUUAAUUAAUGACAUUUUCCAGUGCGUUUUGGAAAUUUUGGAGGGUUGGCUAAGUUAUCACUCUUUGUGAUGUUGCUACGAGGUAGAAGCAAAGUACACGCAUUAUACAUCACCCUGCCUGGAUUGACUUUUGGUUUUUUAAUUAGACAAUAAUAAUGAUUUCAUUAUAAUUUAAUCCUACUCUACGCUACAUACACUUCAUCAAAUUUUAUCUAUAUCCUCCCACAACUGCAAGUGGAUAAAUCGACUCCAUGAGUCUUCCGGGAUAAGAUACGGUGCAUAUCCUAUAGUUAUUGUAAAGACAAACUAAGGAUAAAUUUUGUAUGAAAAGUUAAUAUAGCUUCUUUUUUUUUAAAUUAUAUUUUGGAAAGUUCAAAAUUCAUGUUAAUUACAUUUUCGAAAACCAAUACCAGAGAGGGUACACCAAUACUAGAAACAUAAAUAAAGGGGGAGGAAAGAGCGAUGAGCCUUCCUAUUUCGUUUUGUAGUUUCAUUUUUUUUGUUGUGAGUCCAAAACCCUAGAGGCCAACCAACCUCAUGUUAAUGGAAACCCGUGGUAGUAACCACACCCCGACAGGGACGAUGAAUAGGAAAGGCAUAUUUGGAGCUCUAAAGAAGGCGUGAUGUGGCGGAGGCGAAGCCGAAGAAUGUGGAUCGGAAGAGGAAGGCUCUAGCGAUGGAUUGAGAGGAGGAGGAGGAGAGGAAUGACUUCGUCGACCGAGUCAUAUAAGAGAAUAUGGAGGAGGAGGAGGAGGCUCUCCCAGUGGAUUGAGAGGAGGAGAGAAAGGUUGGUGAGAUGGAGAAAGAUGACGAGAGAGAGGCGGAUAGGAUAGGUGACGAGAGAGAUGUGGAAAUGACGAAUACAUAUAUCACAUAUGAAAUAUGUUUGUUUUUUUCAAUUCGCAAUUAUUUUUUGUUCAGUACGAAUUUUUUUUCUAAUGUGUUCUUAUCAUUAUGAACACAAGCUAUUGAAAUGACAGAUACACAUAUCACAUAUAUGAAAUAUGAUUUUUGUUCAAUCCGAAUAUACACAUACAACAUAUAAGUAAAAUGAAAUAGUUAAA